Messenger RNA from Heterocephalus glaber (naked mole-rat), 5242 nucleotides. RefSeq names its product SOS Ras/Rho guanine nucleotide exchange factor 2 (gene Sos2). Gene Ontology annotation, molecular function: protein heterodimerization activity; guanyl-nucleotide exchange factor activity. Gene Ontology annotation, cellular component: plasma membrane. The record is from RefSeq and is a predicted model, not a curated record. Gene Ontology annotation, biological process: Ras protein signal transduction. Lineage: Eukaryota; Metazoa; Chordata; Mammalia; Rodentia; Bathyergidae.
CCCUGCGCGUCAGGCCCGCGGCCCCUGAUGCGGAGGCACUGCGGCCGGGGCCAUGCAGCAGGCGCCGCAGCCGUAUGAGUUCUUCAGCGAGGAAAACAGCUCGAAAUGGCGGGGACUGCUGGUCUCGGCCCUGCGGAAGGUUCAAGUGCAAGUACAUCCAACUCUCUCAGCUAAUGAAGAGUCUCUCUAUUACAUUGAAGAGCUGAUUUUUCAGCUGCUUAGUAAAUUAUGCAUGGCCCAACCAAGGACUGUUCAAGAUGUGGAGGAACGAGUUCAAAAGACCUUUCCUCAUCCAAUUGAUAAAUGGGCUAUUGCGGAUGCACAAUCUGCCAUAGAGAAACGAAAGCGAAGAAAUCCUCUUUUAUUGCCUGUGGACAAAAUCCAUCCUUCUUUGAAGGAAGUUUUGGGGUAUAAAGUGGACUACCAUGUGUCCCUGUAUAUUGUGGCUGUACUGGAGUACAUCUCAGCAGAUAUUUUAAAAUUGGCUGGUAAUUAUGUUUUUAAUAUCCGACAUUAUGAAAUAUCUCAGCAGGACAUCAAAGUGUCGAUGUGUGCAGAUAAGGUUUUGAUGGACAUGUUUGAUCAGGAUGAUAUAGGUUUGAUUUCUUUGUGCGAAGAUGAACCUAGUUCUUCAGGUGAAUUAAACUACUAUGACCUCAUCAGAACUGAAAUUGCAGAAGAAAGACAGUAUCUUCGGGAACUGAACAUGAUCAUAAAAGUGUUUCGAGAAGCCUUUCUUUCUGACAGAAAGUUAUUUAAACCUUCUGAUAUUGAAAAGAUUUUUAGUAACAUUUCAGAUAUACAUGAAUUGACUGUGAAACUUUUAGGUUUGAUUGAAGACACAGUUGAAAUGACUGAUGAAAGCAGUCCUCAUCCCUUAGCGGGCAGCUGUUUUGAGGAUUUGGCAGAAGAGCAAGCAUUUGAUCCUUAUGAAACAUUAUCACAGGACAUUCUAUCACCAGCAUAUAAUGAACAUUUCAGUAAGCUGAUGGCCAGACCUACAGUUGCUCUGCACUUUCAGUCCAUUGCUGAUGGCUUUAAAGAGGCAGUCCGCUAUGUACUUCCACGCCUUAUGUUGGUACCAGUGUAUCAUUGUUGGCAUUAUUUUGAAUUAUUAAAGCAAUUGAAAGCAUGUAGUGAAGAGCAAGAAGACAGAGAAUGUUUGAAUCAAGCUAUCACUGCUCUCAUGAAUCUCCAAGGUAGCAUGGACCGGAUUUACAAGCAGCAUUCUCCUCGGCGCCGGCCCGGGGAUCCUGUUUGCCCUUUUUAUAAUCGUCAAUUAAGAAGCAAGCACCUGGCUAUCAAAAAAAUGAAUGAAAUUCAGAAAAACAUAGAUGGAUGGGAAGGCAAAGAUAUUGGACAGUGUUGUAAUGAAUUCAUAAUGGAAGGAUCGUUGACAAGAAUUGGUGCUAAACAUGAGCGGCACAUUUUUCUCUUUGAUGGCCUAAUGAUCAGCUGUAAACCUAAUCAUGGCCAGACUCGGCUUCCAGGUUACAGUAGUGCAGAAUAUAGAUUAAAAGAAAAGUUUGUCAUGAGGAAAAUACAAAUCUGUGAUAAAGAAGAUACUUGUGAGUGCAAACAUGCCUUUGAAUUAGUAUCCAAAGAUGAAAACAGCAUAAUAUUUGCUGCUAAGUCUGCUGAAGAGAAAAAUAAUUGGAUGGCAGCACUUAUUUCUCUUCAUUAUCGUAGCACUCUAGAUCGAAUGCUAGAUUCUGUAUUACUGAAGGAAGAAAAUGAGCAACCACUGAGAUUACCAAGUCCAGAAGUGUAUCAUUUUGUGGUAAAAGACUCUGAGGAAAACAUUGUUUUCGAAGACAACUUGCAAAGUAGAAGUGGAAUCCCCAUUAUUAAAGGAGGAACUGUGGUGAAGUUAAUUGAAAGGUUAACAUAUCAUAUGUAUGCAGAUCCCAAUUUUGUCCGUACUUUUCUUACCACAUAUCGUUCAUUUUGUAAACCACAGGAAUUGCUAAGCUUACUGAUCGAACGAUUUGAAAUCCCAGAGCCAGAACCUACUGAAGCAGACAAAUUGGCAAUAGAGAAAGGCGAGCAACCAAUCAGUGCUGACUUAAAAAGAUUUCGCAAGGAAUAUGUUCAGCCAGUACAACUUAGGGUCUUAAAUGUGUUUCGGCACUGGGUCGAACACCAUUUUUAUGACUUUGAAAGAGACUUGGAAUUGCUUGAAAGACUAGAAUCCUUCAUUUCAAGUGUAAGAGGGAAAGCCAUGAAGAAAUGGGUAGAGUCAAUUGCUAAGAUCAUCAAGAGGAAGAAGCAAGCGCAGGCAAAUGGAAUAAGCCAUAAUAUUACCUUUGAAAGUCCACCUCCUCCAAUUGAAUGGCAUAUCAGUAGGCCUGGACAGUUUGAAACAUUUGAUCUCAUGACCCUUCAUCCAAUAGAAGUUGCACGUCAGCUAACACUUUUGGAAUCUGAUCUCUACAGGAAAGUCCAACCUUCUGAACUUGUAGGGAGUGUGUGGACCAAAGAAGAUAAAGAAAUAAAUUCUCCAAAUUUAUUGAAAAUGAUUCGCCAUACCACAAAUCUCACUCUCUGGUUUGAAAAAUGCAUUGUGGAAGCUGAAAAUUUUGAAGAACGGGUGGCAGUACUAAGUAGAAUUAUAGAAAUUCUGCAAGUUUUUCAAGAUUUGAAUAAUUUCAAUGGUGUAUUGGAGAUAGUCAGUGCCGUAAAUUCAGUGUCAGUGUACAGACUAGACCAUACCUUUGAGGCAUUGCAGGAAAGAAAACGGAAAAUUUUGGAUGAAGCUGUGGAAUUAAGUCAAGAUCACUUUAAAAAAUACCUAGUAAAACUGAAGUCAAUCAAUCCACCUUGUGUGCCUUUUUUUGGAAUAUAUUUAACAAAUAUUCUGAAGACCGAAGAAGGGAAUAAUGAUUUUUUAAGAAAGAAAGGGAAAGAUCUAAUCAAUUUCAGUAAAAGGAGGAAAGUAGCUGAAAUUACUGGAGAAAUUCAGCAGUAUCAGAAUCAGCCUUAUUGUUUACGGAUAGAACCAGAAAUGAGGAGGUUCUUUGAAAAUCUUAACCCCAUGGGAAGUUCAUCUGAAAAAGAGUUUACAGAUUAUUUGUUCAACAAGUCACUAGAAAUUGAACCCCGAAACUGCAAACAGCCACCUCGAUUUCCUAGGAAAUCAACUUUCUCCUUAAAAUCUCCUGGGAUAAGGCCUAAUACAGGCCGACAUGGCUCUACCUCAGGCACUUUACGAGGUCAUCCAACACCGUUGGAAAGAGAACCAUAUAAGAUAAGCUUUAGUCGGAUUGCUGAAAGUGAGCUGGAAUCAACAGUUUCAGCACCCACCUCUCCAAAUACACCAUCUACUCCACCAGUUUCUGCUUCUUCAGACCUUAGUGUGUUUUUAGAUGUGGAUCUCAAUAGUUCCUGUGGCAGCAAUAGCAUCUUUGCUCCAGUGCUCUUGCCACAAUCAAGGUCUUUCUUCAGUUCAUGCAGUAGUUUAAAUAAACUAAGUGAAGAGCCACUGGUUCCUCCUCCUCUUCCUCCUCGAAAGAAGUUUGAUCAUGAUGCUUCGAAUUCCAAGGGAACUAUGAAAUCUGAUGAUGACCCUCCUGCUAUUCCACCAAGACAGCCUCCUCCUCCAAAGGUAAAACCCAGAGUUCCUGUUCCUACUGGUGCAUUUGAUGGGCCUCUUCAUAGUCCACCUCCACCACCACCAAGAGAUCCUCUUCCUGACACCCCUCCUCCGGUUCCCCUUCGGCCUCCAGAACAUUUUAUAAACUGUCCAUUUAAUCUUCAGCCACCUCCACUGGGACAUUUUCACAGAGAUGUUAGUACAUGUCCAAAUUCGCCAAGCACUCCUCCUAGCACACCCUCUCCAAGGGUGCCGCGUCGUGUUCUCAGUUCUAGUCACAACAGUCUGGCUCAUCCUCCAGCUCCCCCUGUUCCACCACGGCAAAAUUCAAGCCCUCACCUUCCAAAACUGCCACCAAAGACUUACAAACGGGAGCUUUCGCACCCCCCACUGUACAGACUGCCUUUGGUAGAAAAUGCAGAAACUCCUCAAUGACCUUAGCCAUAUGUAGUCAUUGACACUGGAAUAGUAUUUGUAAAGUUUUUUAAUUUAUUCUAAAAAGGCAUAGUAUUUUAGUACUUUUACAAAUAAUGCCCUUAAAAUGCUACUGAUCAAAUAAGCUGUUAAGAAUUAGAUAAAUAUCGCUUCUCGGCCUUUUGGCUAAGAUCAAGUGAAGAAUUGGAUAAAUAAAAAUACAAAAGUCCUUCACCAUUAUCCUCAGGUGAUCAGUAGCAUUACCUUGUCUUGGAUCCUCAGUGCUGCCAAAAGGCCAGUAUAACAAAUUUAUAUUUGCACUGUAGACUCUGCUGAAAAUAUGGUUUAAAGUGACAGUGAUUGCACUGAAAGGGGAUAAUGCUUUUGUGAAAUUUUUGAAAUUUAAGUAAUAGAUGCCUUUUUAAGGUAAUGAAUUUACACAAGUAUAGAGGGUGUAUGGUGUUACUGAUUUUUAAACCUCUUUGACAUCUUCUAGUUUUUACAUCUAGGAGAAUUGUGAAUAACACCCACUUUUUAAACUCUCUAAUGCCAUGUCUUAAAUGCCAGUAUUUGCUGCUGAAGACAAAAUUGAAAAAUAGAAUGAAAAUAAUAGAAUGCACUGUUUAUUUUGUCAAAAUGUAAACGAAGCCUACAUAAUCCAGUUAUAAAGGGAAAAGGGCAUGUAUCUCAGAUGUGCCUUUUGUUUUGCAGAGUAUGAUGUCUUUAGCUAAUGAGUUGCCUAUUGUUUUGGAAAACAAAGUUAAUAUGCCAUAUAUGUACAGUUUUGUUUAUAAUGUAUAUUUAAAUAAUGCUAAUAACCUAUAUAAAUUUAAGUGACUUGAGGCCUAUAAUACAAUCUGCUACUUUACUAAUUCAUAAAUUCAAAGGAAAAUUUAUGGCAUAGGAACCAACUGCCUUGCCUUCAAAAUCACUAGUAACUUUCUCUAUAAAUCUUGUGUUAACUGAAAUUUUUAGAAGUAUAUUUUUUAGAUUGGUAAUAUUAAAGCCAGCAAAUACUUAAAGCUUUAUUAAACUUUUUAAUCAGAGAAGUAAAGCUUUUGUCAUUUGGAUGCCUUCCUUCAAAGUGAUAAAAGUGUUUUACUGAUAGUGUUGUAGCAGCAGUUGUAAAGUAGCCAAAAGCCACGUUGUUUAUUUACUGGUCUGUGGCCUUUUUACUGUGCUUUGUAUCAGAGUUCUUAACAAGAUUAAUAAACCACCUCAGUCUUAAUUUUUAAA